This is a messenger RNA of Symbiodinium pilosum, 426 nucleotides long. The record is from the annotation of a GenBank genome assembly. NCBI's taxonomy places the organism in Eukaryota, Dinophyceae, Suessiales, Symbiodiniaceae.
AUGCUGAACGUGCGACGCUCUGCAGAAACCAUGUCGAAACGCGCAAUAAAGCAUCUCAUAACUCCAGAUGCGCGCGUCGCUAUUGAGUCCCAGACAGUCCUCGAAGCAAACUUACAAGAUGGAGACAUGCUGCAAGCAGUGCUUUUCACAGUCCAGGACAUUGUCGGCCAUGGAGAGAGAGCUUUGCCUUUUGAUCGCAUAGACCAUUCUGGAGACUAUGCAAUCAUAGUGCAAGAAGUCCUCAAUUUCUCGCGGUACCGGCUGUACCACUUACCUUCAUGGAGGCGUGGAAGUGCACCCCUGCUUGAGGCAGCUUCGGGGCAUGCUCUGGCCUUCGUGGGAGAUCAAGAAGUGGAGAAAGGACAAAUGGAUGGUGACCAGGUUGUCGCCACGGUCUUGCGGAAGAACCUCGAAGACCUUCUGUAA